Molecule: messenger RNA, 972 nt
Organism: Monascus purpureus
Lineage: Eukaryota; Fungi; Ascomycota; Eurotiomycetes; Eurotiales; Aspergillaceae
Source: the annotation of a GenBank genome assembly
CAGCAGCUUGCAACAAUAGUGAAAGCCGCUACAGUCAUGUCUCCUUCAACGCUCCCUUCGCUGGUCUAUCGGCUACCGCGAAUCUGUGCCUCUUCCUCCUCAGUCCUCUCCAUCUACCGCUGCCAUCGCUCGUUCUCCGCUGCGAAACCGGCCUUGAGCUUCUCGGUGUCGCAUUACCACGACCAUGCCUUAUUCCAUACGCCUCUCGGAUCUCUACCUCAUCCUUCACCACCUCGAUUAUGCAGAGAGUAUUUCCUACGAUCGUCACUAUCUUCCCGUCAUCCAUCUCACCGGCAGCAUUAUGCAUUUUCCUCGUCAGCCAUGAGUGCGGCAGCCAACGUCCUUCAGAACCCGAGAGUCGAUGAAGAGGGGAAGGAACUGUGGAUUAAUAUAUCCCCCCGAGCUGCAGAGCGCCUCCGAGAGAUCACCGACCCCUCCACCUCUCCAUCAAUCACAAAGGAAGAAAACCCCUACCACCAUCUCCGAAUCACAGUUACCAGCGGAGGCUGUCAUGGCUUCCAAUAUCUGAUGUCACUCGAACCCGCAUCCAAAAUUGACCCGGAAGAAGACACGGUAUUUGAAGCUGAGCCACAGCCCCAAGAAGGAGCAGAAGGAUCAGCCGGUGCCGGUGAAGCUAAAGUGGUCAUGGAUGAACCUUCAUUGGAACUUUUGUCCGGCAGCACGGUGGAUUAUACGAUGGAAUUGAUCGGGAGCCAGUUUAGCAUCGUGGAUAACCCGAGGGCGACGAGUAGUUGUGGUUGCGGGACGAGUUUUGAUGUUAAGGAUUAAGUGGAUGAUAUAUUUUAUAUGCAUAUCUAUCUGGAUUCUAUAAGAUAGGAUUUGUCGAUUUUUUUUCUUUCUUGGUUUUGUAGAUGCUUCAGGGUUCUAUAUCCAGGAUCUGAAUAUAUUGCAUUGUCGGGAACAUUCGUCCGCUCCAUAGAACGCCUGUCUCAGAAGAAUGUAUUCCGAUUA